Microtus oregoni (creeping vole) is the source of this 799-nucleotide messenger RNA. Its product is annotated as protein Hikeshi-like. Gene Ontology annotation, molecular function: nuclear import signal receptor activity; Hsp70 protein binding. Gene Ontology annotation, cellular component: cytosol; nucleus. The transcript has a single exon. Lineage: Eukaryota; Metazoa; Chordata; Mammalia; Rodentia; Cricetidae. Bases 154 to 747 code for a protein of 197 amino acids. The record is from RefSeq and is a predicted model, not a curated record. Gene Ontology annotation, biological process: protein import into nucleus.
GAAUGCGUUCCUGUGUUGCUAUGUAGUGGAGGGGCACGUGCCCUCCUGCAAAUUCCGGAAGGUUCUCGAGUUCAAUUGGGACAGUGGCUGUGGAAUUCCUGGUCUCCGGCCUGAGGUGCCCGCUGGCCGAGCAGAGGCGUCGCGGGCGCUGCCAUGUUUGGCUGCCUGGUGGCGGGGAGGCUGGUGCAAACAGCUGCACAGCAAGUGGCAGAGGAUAAAUUUGUUUUUGACUUGCCUGAUUAUGAAAAUAUCAACCAUGUUGUGGUUUUUAUGCUGGGAACAAUCCCAUUUCCUGAAGGGAUGGGAGGCUCUGUCUACUUUUCCUAUCCUGACUCCAAUGGGGUGCCAGUAUGGCAGCUCCUGGGAUUUGUCACAAACGGGAAGCCAAGUGCCAUCUUCAAAAUAUCAGGUCUUAAAUCUGGCAAAGGAAGCCAGCACCCAUUUGGAGCCAUGAACAUUGUGCGGACCCCAUCUGUGGCUCAGAUCGGCAUUUCAGUGGCGCUGUUGGACAGUCUGGCUCAGCAGACUCCUGUGGGCAGCGCUGCUGUGUCCUCAGUUGACUCCUUCACGCGGUUCACACAGAAGAUGUUGGACAACUUCUACAAUUUUGCUUCAUCAUUUGCUCUCUCUCAGGCCCAGAUGACACCCAAUCCAUCUGAGAUGUUCAUCCCAGCAAAUGUGGUUCUGAAAUGGUAUGAAAACUUUCAGAGACGACUGGCACAGAACCCUCUCUUUUGGAAAACAUAAUUUGAAUAAAGUAAUUUGUCGUGUCAUUUAAAAGCAUGAAGUCAAAGGGGUC